Messenger RNA from Ostertagia ostertagi, 426 nucleotides. Lineage: Eukaryota; Metazoa; Nematoda; Chromadorea; Rhabditida; Trichostrongylidae. The record is from the annotation of a GenBank genome assembly.
AUGAAAUUGUGUCCUGUCAAGUGCAGAAACUGCAACGGCCUACAGUGUCUAGAUUCUGUGAAAAUCGACUGCGCUGAAGUCCGCCGACUUGGCGGUUGCAAACUUCCAAUGGCUGCUGAGUACUGUCCACGGUCCUGCAGACUCUGUGCUACACCGCCGGCACUUGCAGAGAGCUUACCACCGUGUAAAGACGAAUUAGAGAACUGUAUAGACCUUGCCGAAAGCGGUGUGUGCGAGCAUCCAUACAGUAGGAACACGAUGCGAAUCUACUGCGCAAUGAGCUGUGAAUUUUGCCGUCAACCACAAUACUACUUGAAUGACGUCUAUCGUAAAUCGACAGCGAAGCCUAAAUUCCCCUCAAUAGUUCUGGAGCAGAUUUCGGCAAGAAACUUCGAAGUCAUCGGAGUGAUAGGGCUAAAAGUGCAA